Messenger RNA from Dentiscutata erythropus, 594 nucleotides. Lineage: Eukaryota; Fungi; Glomeromycota; Glomeromycetes; Diversisporales; Gigasporaceae. The record is from the annotation of a GenBank genome assembly.
AUGUCUACCUCUACUUCCACAUCAACUGCUUCUAUUAAUAACAUCAAAAAUCUCACAUAUAAUAUUCUAAAAACCUUUAAGGAUGGCAUUAUUAAGGAUCAAGCCAAUCCCCUUGGUACUGUUUCCAAUUUGCCGUUUACUGAUCCCAAGGAGGCCUCCCAAUCAACUGGAAUUUCACCUUUGAUGGGCGAAACAUUUGUCCUAUCUUCACCACCUAUACGGAUGAAAGGGAUCGAAGAUACGGCAACCCAACAAGUCAAAAGUAAUUUGAGGUGUGCCAAAUAUUCUGAAGAUCUUUCUUCAUGUCUCCCACCUAUAGGCUUUCUUCGGUUUUCUUUUCAACUUCAAGGUUCCUCGAAACCACUCAUAUACUUAACCUGCAAACAUAUCAUCCAUUACAAUUGUAUCGAUAAUCUACAAAAACUGUGUUCUAUAUGUCCACCAACUGAUAUGGAAAUUGAUGACGGUGCUAUAGUAACUGUUACCCAAGAUGAAACCUCAGAUCUAGUAAAUCUUUUUGGCAGUAAUCUUGGAUUUGAUUCUUCAAGAAACCCACCAGAUGAUUCAAUAGAAAUUGUAAAUAAUAAAAGAUAA